AUGCCUUCGCCGCCCAACACCAAUACCUCUUCUUCGAAUUCGCCGCCUACCCAAGCACUCAGAUUAGGAAAUCGCCCGACCACCAUCCAGAGAAUUCCUUCUGGCGACCAAGUCUCAAGAGGAUUCAUAGAGGCCAUGGGUGUAGACUCAACCUACCGACCUCCGGCGGAUCGCCCUCCCAAGCCGAUUGCAUGCUUUUAUAUUCGAUUCACUGGAAAUUCGAAGCGCUCAGAGGACUACUACCGUGCAAUUUAUUUGACAGAACGCACUGUUCGAGACCUCGUGAGCCAAAUUUCCGAGAAAUAUCACAUCGAUCCGAUGCGAAUCUCAAAUAUCAUGCAUACCCAUGAGAAAGGCAUGCGAGUCAUAGUUGAUGAUGAUGUGGUCCGCCAUCUUCCAGAGGGUCAAGACAUGAUCGUCGACAUCUCCGAAACACCAGAUCCCAAUGGCAGUGCUUCUGGCACACCCGGGUCUCCCAUGGAGAUCAAAUUAACCUAUUAA
Messenger RNA from Penicillium samsonianum, 501 nucleotides. RefSeq names its product CP2 transcription factor. Gene Ontology annotation, cellular component: nucleus. Gene Ontology annotation, biological process: regulation of transcription by RNA polymerase II. Bases 1 to 501 code for a protein of 166 amino acids. NCBI's taxonomy places the organism in Eukaryota, Fungi, Ascomycota, Eurotiomycetes, Eurotiales, Aspergillaceae. The record is from RefSeq and is a predicted model, not a curated record. The transcript is spliced from 2 exons. Gene Ontology annotation, molecular function: RNA polymerase II cis-regulatory region sequence-specific DNA binding; DNA-binding transcription activator activity, RNA polymerase II-specific.